This is a messenger RNA of Pichia kudriavzevii, 1260 nucleotides long. RefSeq lists its product as uncharacterized. NCBI's taxonomy places the organism in Eukaryota, Fungi, Ascomycota, Pichiomycetes, Pichiales, Pichiaceae. Gene Ontology annotation, molecular function: L-aspartate:2-oxoglutarate transaminase activity; pyridoxal phosphate binding. The coding region runs from base 1 to 1260 and encodes 419 amino acids. Gene Ontology annotation, cellular component: cytosol. Gene Ontology annotation, biological process: L-aspartate biosynthetic process. The record is from RefSeq and is a predicted model, not a curated record. The transcript has a single exon.
AUGUCCAGAGGCUUCUUUACUGAGAACAUUACGCAAUUGCCACCAGACCCUUUGUUUGGUCUUAAGGCCAGGUUCAGCAAUGACUCACGUGAAAACAAGGUCGAUUUAGGUAUUGGGGCAUAUAGGGACGACAACGGUAAGCCAUGGAUCUUACCAUCUGUCAGGUUGGCCGAAAACUUGAUUCAGAACUCCCCAGACUACAACCAUGAGUACCUACCAAUCGGUGGACUUGCUGAUUUCACUUCUGCUGCGGCAAGAGUUGUAUUUGGAGGCGAUUCUAAAGCCAUUUCGCAAAACCGUCUUGUCUCCAUCCAGAGUUUGUCAGGUACAGGUGCCUUACAUGUUGCUGGUCUAUUUAUCAAGCGCCAAUACAAGUCUCUUGAUGGCACUUCCGAAGACCCUCUAAUAUAUCUAUCGGAACCUACAUGGGCCAACCACGUUCAAAUCUUUGAAGUUAUUGGUCUCAAGCCUGUAUUCUAUCCAUAUUGGCAUGCCGCAAGCAAGACCUUGGAUCUGAAGGGCUACUUAAAGGCAAUCAACGAUGCUCCAGAAGGGUCGGUUUUUGUAUUGCAUGCAACGGCUCAUAACCCUACUGGUUUGGAUCCAACACAAGAACAAUGGAUGGAGAUUUUGGCCGCUAUAAGUGCCAAAAAGCAUCUGCCAUUAUUUGAUUGUGCAUAUCAGGGUUUCACCUCCGGGUCUCUAGAUAGAGAUGCUUGGGCUGUUCGGGAAGCUGUCAACAAUGACAAGUACGAAUUCCCGGGAAUUAUUGUCUGUCAAUCGUUUGCGAAAAAUGUUGGCAUGUAUGGUGAACGGAUUGGUGCAGUUCAUAUUGUUCUACCUGAAUCAGACGCUUCCCUAAACAGCGCCAUCUUCUCCCAAUUGCAAAAGACAAUCAGAUCGGAGAUUUCCAAUCCACCAGGAUACGGUGCAAAGAUUGUGUCUAAAGUUUUGAACACUCCGGAACUUUACAAACAGUGGGAGCAAGAUUUGAUCACCAUGUCUUCGAGAAUCACUGCAAUGAGAAAGGAGCUAGUAAAUGAGCUCGAGCGUCUUGGAACCCCUGGCACUUGGAGACACAUCACCGAGCAACAGGGUAUGUUUUCCUUUACUGGUUUGAACCCGGAGCAGGUUGCCAAGCUAGAGAAGGAGCAUGGUGUUUAUCUUGUUCGUAGUGGACGUGCAAGUAUUGCAGGCCUCAACAUGGGGAACGUCAAGUAUGUUGCCAAGGCCAUUGACUCUGUCGUGAGAGACCUUUAG